This is a messenger RNA of Antrostomus carolinensis (chuck-will's-widow), 1233 nucleotides long. Its product is annotated as heterochromatin-associated protein MENT. The coding region runs from base 1 to 1233 and encodes 410 amino acids. Lineage: Eukaryota; Metazoa; Chordata; Aves; Caprimulgiformes; Caprimulgidae. The record is from RefSeq and is a predicted model, not a curated record. Gene Ontology annotation, biological process: negative regulation of endopeptidase activity. The transcript is spliced from 7 exons. Gene Ontology annotation, molecular function: serine-type endopeptidase inhibitor activity.
AUGGAACUGGUGUCAACAUCAGUUGGCAAGUUUACAGUUGAUCUUUUCAACAAGCUGAAUGAGACCAACAAGGGCAAGAACAUUUUCUUUUCCCCUUGGAGUAUAUCAUCCGCUCUGUCUCUGAUGUACCUGGGUGCAAAAGGCAAUACAGCAACCGAGAUGGCAGAGGUUCUUCAUUUUGCUCAAGCAGCAGGAGCUGAAGGCUCUUCUUCUGUGGGCAGACCUUCUCGGGGGAGACCUAAGAGAAGAAAAAUGAAUCCUGAGCAUAAGCAAGCUGAAGAUAUUCAUUCUGGCUUCAAAGAGCUCCUGACUGCCAUCAACAAACCUAGAAACAUCUACUUGCUGAAAAGUGCCAAUCGCAUCUAUGUGGAAAAAACCUUCCCACUAUUGCCAAGAUACUUACAGCUCAGUAAGAACUACUACAAAACAGAGCCACAAAAGGCUAACUUUAAGACAGCACCGGAACAAUCCAGAAAGGAAAUAAACACUUGGGUUGAAAAACAAACUGAGGGCAAAAUCAAGAAUUUGCUGGGUUCACGAGAUGUGUUAAACUCCACCAAGCUGGUCCUGGUAAACGCUAUUUACUUCAAGGCAGAAUGGGAAGUGAAAUUUCAGGCAGGAAAAACAGAUCUGCAACCCUUCCGACUGAGCAAGAACAAGACCAAGCCUGUGAAGAUGAUGCACAUGAGAGAUACAUUUCCAGUUCUCAUCGUGGAAACAAUGAAUUUCAAAAUUAUUGAGUUGCCAUAUGUGAAACGUGAACUCAGUAUGUUCAUCCUCCUUCCUGAUGACAUCAAAGACGGCACUACAGGUCUCGAACAGCUGGAAAGAGAACUAACAUAUGAGAAGCUGUCCGAAUGGACUGAUUCCAAGAAGAUGACUGAAACUCUUGUGGAUCUGUACCUACCUAAGUUUACAAUGGAGGAGAGAUAUGACCUCAGUGAUAAUCUGAGCGCCAUGGGAAUGCACAGUGCCUUCAGCAGCAAUGCUGAUUUCAGUGCAAUGGCUGAGAAGGGUGAUGUGCUGAUCUCCAAAGUUUUUCACAAAUCUUUUGUUGCAGUUGAUGAGAAAGGCACUGAGGCAGCUGCUGCUACUGCUGUAAUUGUAGAACUAAGUGCACCUUUUGGCCAUGUUCUGAAAUUUAAGGCUGACCAUCCUUUCCACUUCUUCAUCAGACACAACAAAUCCAAGAGCAUCCUCUUUUUUGGCAGAUUCUGCUCUCCCCUAGAAUGA